Messenger RNA from Sporothrix brasiliensis 5110, 1422 nucleotides. RefSeq names its product cell cycle control protein cdc123. Lineage: Eukaryota; Fungi; Ascomycota; Sordariomycetes; Ophiostomatales; Ophiostomataceae. Gene Ontology annotation, cellular component: cytoplasm. The coding region runs from base 1 to 1422 and encodes 473 amino acids. The transcript is spliced from 2 exons. The record is from RefSeq and is a predicted model, not a curated record.
AUGCCCGAAUUCCACUCAGCACCGCAGCCGGCGGCGGCCGCCAGCGACGAGGCUGCCGAAGAGAUCCGUUUUCCGCCCGUCAGUCGCGACCACAUUCUCUACUGUUCAUACGACUACUGGUUCCCAAAAUACCGCAAGGUGUGCAUCAAGUCACGCAUCAUCCCGCUGCCAGCCGAGUUUAUCGAGUACCUUCGCGAAGACAGCAUCAUCCUGAGCGACGAGAGCCAUGGGACGCCAAAGGGCAAGGAUGAAGACGACGAUGACGAUUGGGAGCCCUCAAACCCUACUAUGCGGCACUACAAGUCAGCCGACGAGGAAAAGUACGACGUGUUUCUGGACGACGACAGCGACGACGACGACGACGACGACGACAAUGCGCCGCCAGUUGUGAGGCUGCCGCCCAACAAGCGCUUCCCAGAGCUGCACCAGCGGAUCAAGGACGAGAUUGCGGCGCUGGGCGGCGUUGUGGCGCCCAAGCUGAACUGGAGCGCGCCCAAGGACGCGGCCGAGCUGAUGGAGCAGAAGAACACAAUGAAGUGCCGCACCCCCGACGACAUUUACUUUAUGCUCAAGAGCUCCAACUUUGUCAGCCACGACCUCGAGCACGCCUUUGACGGGACGACGCCAACCACGUCCGGCCCGUCUCGAUCCGCAUCCGCAUCUGCGUCCACACCCACGUCAUCAUCCGCCCUCGGCUUCAACCCGGUCUUGGUGCUCCGCGCCUACUUUGACAUCCACACGGCCCUCGAGUUCCGCUGCUUUGUCAAGCAGCGCAACCUCGUCGCCGUCACGCCCCGCGACCUCAAGUACUACCCCUACCUCGACGGCCUGCGCAGCACCAUCCUCGAGCGCACCAAGACGCUCUUCCACAGCAAGCUGCAGUUCACCUUCCCCUCGGGCAACUUUGUCUUUGACAUUUACAUCCCCGAGAAGCGCGGCCACGACGUCGGCGACGUCGGCGACAACGAGGCCGACGCGCCCAACCCCAACGGCCGCCUGUCGUACGCGCGCCUCAUCGACAUCAAUCCGUGGGCCCCGCGCACGGACACGCUGCUGUUUGACUGGAAGGAGCUGCUGGAGCUCAAGAUCCCGACGCCGUUCCUGGGCAUCGUGGGCGACAGCGGCGUGGCGGACGAGGACCAAGACGUCGACCAGGGCGACGGUGUCGACGGCGAGGCGGCGGAUGACGAGACGGAGGACGAUAGCGGCGACGACGACGACGACAACGACGACGACUACAACACUGAGCUGCGGCUCGUCGACGAGGACGACCCGGCAGCCAUGAACUUUAGCUCGGCGCCGUACUCGGCCCACAAGCUGCCCAAAGAAGUUGUGGACGCGAGCAUGGCCGGCGAGGGCGGCCUGCGCGAGUUUGCACAACAGUGGCAGGAGAUUGUCCAGAGCCGGGAGCAGAGACGGUAG